AUGGGCUUGUAUCAACCACAAGAAGGAAAAAUAUUAAUUAAUCAAAAGUACAAAGUGAGUGAAAUCAAUUUAAAUCAAUGGCGGAAAAAGAUUGCUUAUGCUGAACACAAUAAUUUAGUUGAAAAUGGUUUAUCGACUGGGCAGAAACAAUGGGCUGAUUUAGACAAGCUUUUUGAAAACAGUGAAAAGAAAGAAGUAUUUAUUUUUGAUGAAGCUGAUAACGCCCUAGAUGAAAAUAAGAAAAAAGAGUUUCUCCAAAAAAUAGAGAAAAUUAGCAAAAAUAAAUUAAAAACUGUCAAGCCAGAAAAGAUAUUGGAGGAAAUUGAAAAACACUUAAAAAAUAUUACUGAAAGAAAAAAAGAAAUCGAAAAGAAUUUCACCAACUUUUGGAAGAGAGAAGUAAAAAUAAGUAGUUUGCGAGAAAAGACUGAGAUUGGAACUCUCCCAAGCGAACGAGAAGCGAUAAUGGAAGAAAUUCAAAAUCUUAACACUUAUAACAAAACGAUUGAAAAAGGCUUCAAGGAAGGAAAAAUUGACGUGGAAAUAAUGAUAGAGUUACGAAAAGAGUUGGAAAAGUGA
Molecule: messenger RNA, 579 nt
Organism: Paraglomus brasilianum
Lineage: Eukaryota; Fungi; Glomeromycota; Glomeromycetes; Paraglomerales; Paraglomeraceae
Source: the annotation of a GenBank genome assembly